GAGUAAGAAUGUGCUCACAUUAUGCAGAAAAGUUUAUGAACAUCUGAUGAAUAGUGUAUUCAGUUUGAUGGAAUAGUUAUUAUAAAAACUCAUUCACGUAGCAGGCAUGAACUUUAAGGCCCCUCCUCUCCCUCUCUAUUUUCUCUCAUCACACACAGGAUUUGACCCACACAUCCCACAUCCAUCUUACGUAAAUACAGCAAUAAAGAAAGGCUAUUGCAAUGUUCUAUUUAUUUAUUUAGUUUUGUUAUCAUUCUCUCCAAUAACAGAUAUUCACAUAGCUAGGCUUUCCAUAUAAUACUAGUAAUACCUCCAUGUAUACCCUUGUAGCCUCUGAGUAGCUGCCCUUUUUAUUUCCUAGAGAGAGCCAAAAGACAAAGUAUUCUUUUGUUGUGAGAAAACCCAAAAGAAAAAAAAAACAUCUCUUCUUGGGUCUGCAGAACUUCCUCUUCCCUGCAUUUGCAGCCAUUUUCAUUUCAUAGUGGGGUUAAGGGGAGCAACUGUUACCUUUGUUUGCUGGGUCCCUUCCUUUUUUCUUUAAUUUUAAUUUUUUUUUCCUUUGUUCGUUCUGGCUUUGGCAGAAGAUAUUGUUUUGCCUGGUUCUGUGAAACCCGAGAAAACAAUUAUCUUACUCCACAUUUGUGAAGAAAUAAUGACAGGUUCUUUGUAUCUUUCCUUUUUAUCUUUAAAUCUUUCAUUCUCUUCUGCAAUUCCAGGAAUCCCUUCAAGCCCGGAAAGAGAAACAACUUUAAAAGAACUAUAUAAUAAUCUUUAGGUUCUUGUUUUAGAAGGAAACCUACUGGUGCAGUCUAUGUUUAUGCAUCUUGUGCUUUAGCUAGCUAAAGGAGUUGUGGCGCAUUUAGCGAAGCAAACACUUCCAACGCAGAAUUUUUUUUCGAAUGGUUGCUAAUAUAUUUGUCAUCCUUAUAAGAUUCUAAAAAACUUAGUCUUGGAGCCUUGUUCAUUUUCAGAGAUUGAUGAAUUGUCGAAAAACAAAUAGAAGAACAGAUAGAAAAACUUUGAUGCUUAAUAAGUCUUCAUAGCAGAGUUAUCUUUUUCGUUUUGGUUUCAUUGUUGAAGAAAGAAGAUGUCUGCAAAAUUCGUCCACACAUUAUCAGAUGAGAACCCAGAUCUGCAGAAACAGAUUGGAUGUAUGAAUGGAAUUUUUCAACUCUUUGAACGCCAUCAUUUCCUCAGUGGCCGCAGGCAAAUCACCGGACAUAACCAGAAGAGGCUUCCAUCAGGUCAAAACGGCAACUAUAAUAUAGAGCCCAAGAAUGCAUCCCAAAAAACAGACAAAGACCACAAGAAGGCUGUCAAAGAAAAACAAAGAAUCUCCACUGAAUCAUCCAGAACAUCAUUUUCAUCUUCCUCUUGUUCAUCUAGUCUCUCAUCUUUGGAAUGCAAUAAUAGAGCGUCUCAGCUAGAACCAUGUUUGUUUAAUCAAACUACUGUUACUGAAACCCAUGGUCGAGACUCGUCCCUACACCAACUAAAUGCUUCUUUCCGGUCAAGCCAGCAAUCUCCUGAUCUUAGAGACGUUGUCAAAGACUCAAUAUACAGAGAAGCCCGUGGCUUAUCAGUUAAAACUGCAACCAAAGGAGAAUCUGGAGGCCAAACCUUGAAAUACUUUGAUUCUCCAAGACCGGUCCAGCACCCCAACUUCCUCAACCCCAAAGUUUCAGGUCUGAAGGAAUCAUUUCAAGCUCUUCAUAAGCUUCGAGAAUCACCUUGGAAAUCCAGUGAAGGAAGGCGUGCUUCAUCAACUUCUGCACUGAAGGAUGCUCGACGGUUCUCUUGUGAUGGAAGGGAAUCAAGAGACGCAUCCAAGUCCACUGUAAAGCUCAAGGAGCUCCCAAGACUAUCAUUAGAUAGCAGAGCAGGAUCAGUCAGGGGUUCCUCCACCGGAAUGAAAUCAAAUGAUCUUCUAGAAGAUUUGGAAAGAAGGGAUAGGAACUCGAACAAUUUCUUGAGUCAACAAGAAGAACCAGAAAGCCGAACACGAUUAUCUAAUGUUGUCGCCAAAUUGAUGGGAUUAGAAGCCCUUCCAGAUUCCAUGUUGGUCAAUGAGAAUCAGACAAGACACAUCAAAACAAACCCAGAUGUUGAAAACCAUCAUUUCCUCGGAUCACCAAGAACCACCGAGUACAAGCAGAAUCAAAUUUCUGGAUCCCCAAGAAACCUUCAAAAGAAACCAAUCUCACCCCGGAUGGGAAUUGCUGAUUCAAUCAAGAAACCCAUUCCGAAUUCCAAGUUUCCACUAGAACCUGCACCCUGGAGGCAUCCAGAUGGGAGCAGAACCCAAACACCAGUCCCGAAGAGUCGGGUCACUCAACCAAAAGCCCCAAACACAUCUCUCUCCGUUUAUGGUGAAAUAGAGAAAAGAUUGGCACAACUCGAGUUUAAAGAAUCUGGAAAGGACCUUAGAGCUCUUAAACAAAUACUUGAAGCAAUGCAGAAGACCAAAGAGCUAUUAGAGACCAAACAUGAAGCUCCAAACUCAGUAAUCCAGAAAAGCAAUAACAGCAGCCUUCAUAGCAAUUCAAAGUCAUCAAGUUUGUGCAACAGCCGGAGUAACAGCCCCAUCUCUGCUCUUACCAGGGAGACCAGUUCACCAGAUAGUUUCAAAUCCCCCAUCGUGAUUAUGAGACCAGCUAAAUUCAUGCAGAGAGCCCAUGAUCCAGCUUCAUCAGUACAGCCAUCUGAGAGAUUUACUGUUCUGCAUGGGGUCCUCACAGCUGACUCUGCAGAGAGCAGAAAGGAAUCAAUUGAAAAACAAAGUGCAAAAGAUCUUACUCCUAGAACAAGUCAUCUCAGAGAACAAUAUAAUCCACCCUCUCGUCCAAUGGAUAAAAGUACUGCUACCAGAUUUGCAAGAUUUUCACAAGCUUCAAAGGAGCCUCAGUCCACUGCUAGAGGCAGUACCAAUUCAGGUAGGAGCUCAGCAAACUUGAACCUAAGACAGCCACAGAAGUUUGAGCUGGAGAAGCGAACAACUCAAUCAAAUUCAAUGAGGACCAGAAGGCAACCCAGUAGACAGCCAACAGAAUCAGGUUCUCCACGCAGAAAGCCCAGAUCAAGAUCUUCCAAUUUGCAGCCAAAUAAUGAUGAAUUGAGUGAUGCUGGUAGUGAUAUGAGAAAUUUGAUCCAUCAUGGAGAUGCAAUAUCACAGCAAUCUGACAGCACCAUUAGCUUGGCCUCACAGGUUGAUGAAGAAGUCUCAAGCACUGAUAGAUCUUAUAAGAUUACUCACCAGAAACAUAAGAAACCAGUAGCAAGCUCAAUGAAAGAUGGAACAGUUGCAGAACCAGCAGUAGCCUCAGAACAACCAAGUCCAGUUUCUGUUCUGGAUGCAACAUUCUAUGCUGAUGACUUGCCAUCUCCUAUUAAGAAGAAAUCAAUUGCGUUUAAAGAAGAUGAGGUCGAGUGGAAUCAGGUAGACAUAGAUCACUCAUCCAGCAAUACAGACUCCAGUCUCAACUCUACGAUUACUCAUAAGAAAGUGGAGAACAUCCACCUUCUAAUUCACAAGCUCACACGGAAUUUAUCUGCUCAUGAAGGACCUUUUAUCAGUGAAAUCCCAAAUCUCUACAAUAGCAAAAAUCCAGACCAUCAGUACAUUUCAGAAAUCCUAUUAGCAUCAGGUCUGCUGAAAGAUUUUGGAUCUGGAUUUAUAACCAAUCACCUCCGUCAAACAAGCUACCCAAUCAACCCGACUUUAUUUCUUUCCCUGGAACAAUCAAAGGCAAGCACCAUGUUUUCAAAUGACAAGAAGAAUCGAACAAAGAUUUCCAAGUCAGAACUUCAAAACGAACUCCAUAGAAAACUUGUAUUCGAUGCUGUAAAUGAAAUUCUAAUCCACAGAUUACUUCUGGAAAGUUCUCCCAAGCAUGGGCUUUCAUCAAAUAUGCUGGCAGAUAAAAGACCAUGGGGACAGCAGCUUUGGGGAGAAUUGUGCUCAGAGGUAGAUAGACUGCAAAAUAAUGGUGCAAACUGCAGCUUAGAUGAUGAAGACAGUCUGACAAGCGUCUUACGAGCAGAUUUGAUGCAUCGAUCAAAGAAUUGGUCAACUUGUAAUAGUGAAAUUCCAGGGCUAGUUCUAGAUAUCGAGCGAUUGAUCUUUAAGGAUUUGAUUAGUGAGCUUAUCACUGGUGAGGCACUUGGUCUACAAGUGCAAUUGGCUGGGCAUUGCGGGCAACUGUGCUCCACAUAGUACUUUUCAUACUACUGUUUAUACACAAUUAUACAGCAUCUCAGGCUCUCCCCCUCUAUGGUGUUCAAAUUUGGGGGAUUGCUCUAGUUUUCUCCUACAUUUAUUGAGGUAUAAAUCGAAAUAAUGUAUCAGAGUAUAAAUUAGCUAUAGCAUGUAUAUUUUAUUGAAACUUUUAACAAAUAUUUCAAUUUAUCGCCAGUAUGUUUCAAGCA
Molecule: messenger RNA, 4425 nt
Organism: Ricinus communis (castor bean)
Lineage: Eukaryota; Viridiplantae; Streptophyta; Magnoliopsida; Malpighiales; Euphorbiaceae
Product: protein LONGIFOLIA 1
Exons: 5
Coding region: 1088-4213 (1041 amino acids)
Biological process (GO): regulation of monopolar cell growth
Source: RefSeq, a predicted model, not a curated record